This is a messenger RNA of Erpetoichthys calabaricus (reedfish), 1151 nucleotides long. Its product is annotated as tumor necrosis factor receptor superfamily member 6B-like. Lineage: Eukaryota; Metazoa; Chordata; Cladistia; Polypteriformes; Polypteridae. Gene Ontology annotation, molecular function: protein binding. The transcript has 4 exons. The record is from RefSeq and is a predicted model, not a curated record. The coding region runs from base 81 to 995 and encodes 304 amino acids.
AACCCCUGGAUGACUCACGCGCGUGUAGUGUGUAUUUAAAGUUGAGAUCAAAUGUCAGAAAUAAUCGAGAGACAGUCGGCAUGGCCAAGGUCCCGUUUUGUCUUCUGAUCCUGUUCAUGCCCGCCGGUGCUCACCUGACUCCGCCAACCUAUCAGUGGACAUCACCCGAGAACGGAGAAGUGUACACGUGCACGCGCUGCCCGCCCGGCACCUUCACCAAGACUCACUGCACGCGAGAGCGACCCACGGAAUGCGCGGCGUGUCCCGAGCUGCAUUACACGCAGUACUGGAACUACCUGUCCGAGUGCCUGUACUGCAACGUGUUCUGCACGGAGCUGCAGGUGGAGAGCCGGCACUGUAGCCCAACUCACAAUCGCGCUUGCCAGUGCCGAGAAGGCUACUACUGGGACAGCGAACUGUGCCGGGCGUACUCGAAAUGUCUGGCGGGCUACGGCGUGUGGCGUAAUGGGACAGCCCACCAUGAUGUAACAUGUACGCCAUGCGAGGAGGGAUACUUUUCAUCUGAAGCCUCCAGCACCAAAGCAUGUCAGAAACACCGGAAUUGUUCAGAACAAGGUGCACUUGUGGUCGUGCCCGGGGACAGGUACCAUGACACAAGCUGCACAACUUGCUGGAAAUAUCAGAUGUACAAUGGACUCAUUCGAGAUUCACCAGAAAACCAAGAAUGCAAUGAUGCAGUGAUCAGCUUUCUUCUGCACCACUCUGAGCGAUUCCUGAAAAGAAAAUGGAACCGAUUUGUGACGGCAGUGAGAACGUCCAUUAAGACAAACGUCAGCUUUAAAGAGCACCACAGUGAAGAGCACACCAGGCAGCUGCUGUCUUCUGUAAAAGAAAACGUCAGUACCGAAAAAUUUAUCGAGGUGAUUCUUAAGAUUCUGGAGAGAUCGAGGUUACACCAACUGAAAAAACAGCUGGAGGAGCGCUUUUUGACUUCUAAAUACUUAAAUAUCGAAAAAUCAUUCCAGUCCUGGUAGCCUCCUGAAACAAAAGCACAUACUUUCUGGAUUUCACAGAAGACAAAUAAGCUUAAAUGCCAAGUACAAAGCUAUAUAAUAUUAGAAAUGUAUCAGCAUGUAUGACUAGUAAGAGAAUUGGCAGGACAUCUACUUCAAAAAUGCAAAAAAACAAAA